CCGAGCUCAGGCAGCCAGCAGCUUUGAAAAUAGGGACCUGCCACGUUUAUCACCUCGGCAGGAUUUUCCCUUCUCAUCCUAACCGACCGCGGAGAACCUACCCGAGGAAUACUGGUGGUUAUUCAAACAAAGAAACGUACCUAACAUUUCACCGAACCGUCUCAACGGAAAGGUCUGGACAGUCCUGGGUCAUGGAUAGGAGUCGUUGAGCAGUGCAGGCUCCCUCUCUCACAGAUCUCAGGCAGAGUGUGUGAGCGCCAAUCAGGACCAGGUGGGUCAGUGAGUCCGUCUUUGUGAGAAGAGCCUUUCCUACCAGCAGACAUGGAGCAUCAUUUCCACAUGACAACAUUGUGAGUAAGGCGCAGCCCUGUCGCGCCCACAGCGCCCCCUCUCGGCCCGGGCGGCCCCCCAUGGCCCCCCGGUCUCCUCCAUGAAAGGCCACCACGCCAGCCUGUCCCAGCAGUCCUCUGGAGGGGGGCACCCACACCCCCCGUCGGGACCAUGCCAGUGCACGGCCGACGACACUGACCCUGGCCCUGUUCGGGAGUACCACCGCUACCCCUCUGAACACUACGACGGAGUGGGGCAGCCCUACUACCCCCCUGGAGGUCCCCCUGAGCCUUUAGCAGCGGAGCACCGCUCGCACCCCUCCCAUGCCCACUCCGGGGGGGGCACCUUCCCGCGGUCACAUCCCAGCCUGCACCCACCCCAGCCAUCCUGUGAGGAGUGCCUGUCCGCGGCAGGGGGGCAUGGGGGUAAGAUGCACCGCAUCCCCCCCAACCUCCUGGACCAGUUUGAGAAGCAGCAUCCCUUCCACCCGGAUGGCUUCCAUACGCUGCAGUACCAGAGGACGCCCAGCGGGGCGGAGCAGCGCAGCGAGAGCCCCUCCCGCAUCCGCCACCUUGUCCACUCUGUCCAGAGACUCUUCGCCAAGUCCCACUCCCUGGAGGCGCCGUCCAAGAGGGAGUUCAGCGCUACACGCGGAGGGGGGGAGUUUCGGGAGAGAGGGGGGCACCGGAGCGGCGGGGAGGAGGGAGGAGGGCACCACAGCUCCGGGCACCAGUCACGCUCAGCCAGGCGCAGCAAGUCUCGCGAACGCUCCAAGAGCGGGGACGGGCGCCACGAGUCCUCCAUCCGGCGCCACCGCAGCCGUACAGCAGGGUGGUGGAGCUCCGACGACAACCUGGACAGUGAUAGCAGCUUCCUGGUGACCGGGGGCAACUCAGGGAGAGGGGCGUUCCCUGCGGGACACGACAGUCUGGACGCUGCCAUCCAGGAGCUGGCCGUGAACAAGUUGCCCAAGCAGGGCAGCCUUCCGUCCGGGCUCGGGCAGGGUGAGUGCAUGGCCUGUACCACUCUGGCCCUGACGGGGGCAGACGGGGGAGGAGGCGCAGGGCACCAUGGAGGCGCAGGGCACCACUCUCUCAAGAGGAGCACAUGGUCGGCCAUGACAGUCAGCCAGGCCAGGGAGGUGUAUCCGUCAUCUGUCAGGGGAGGAGGGGGAGGUUUCGACAAGGCCAUGGUACCACUGGAGAGCAAGCUGAAGGAGAGAACGUUCCACUACCUACAGGUGCCAUCAGAUGGGGUUGAGUGGGGCAGCCCUGACAGCGGAGGUGAGAUCCCUUGCCGACGAAUGCGUAGCGGCAGCUACAUGAAGGCCAUGGGGGACGAUGACAGCCAAGACUCAGAUGCCAGCCCUAAAACCUCCCCUAAAACCACCAUCUUGGCCCAGAGAGAGGCCUUCAGACGUUCUGUCAGUAUGGACCAGAGAUCUUCCAGCACCAAGUACUCGUGUAAGCAGUGUGUAGAUGGAACCUCCUACGCUAACAGCCGAACUACACCCAAGACUCACGCACGUUCUCGCAGCUACACACGUUCUCUGACCAGCUCACAGCUGGGUGACAGUCUGAACCGUCAGUUUGAGGCAGUGUGUGAGACCAUGUUUGGUCAGACGGAGAGCCAGGCUGUGGAAGCCCUGGAUCUGCCUGGUUGCUUCCGUACCCGUUCCCAUAGUUACGUCCGUGCCAUCCAGGCUGGCUGUUCUCAAGAUGACGACUGCCUGUCAGUCUUCUCCAUGUCAACACCCCAAGGCACCAAAGGGGCAUCCGUCUUCCCACACCGUAAAGGCGGCCCUCCUCCACUACCUCCCCGUAUGUCAAAGCCUAUGAUCAGUGUUCGGACUCAAAGCAGUACUGAGUCUAACCAGGAAGCAUACUUCCAGAACACGGGCCAGCCAGCCCUGGGUUGGUCCAGGCAGCACCACAGCAACUCUGUUGACCUGGGGAUAACGGACGUGGUGGUGUCUGGUCGGACCUCCAGGGGAGGAGGGGUCUACUACACAGGGACUGGCCCAGGACCAGGCCGCUCUCGGCAGUACUCCAACUCAGCCGAGAGCCUGGAUGGUGGCCCCAGAGGAGGCCGGGAGCUGGUGCUGUAUGGAGGCAGGGGACAGGGGACUGCCAGGGUCAAGCACAGCGGCUCAGCUGAUAGUCUUCUGGAGGGGCCCAGGGGGAGGGAUGUGGGGAGGGCAGGGAGUUUGGGCAAGUCAGUCUCCCUCCCACAGAACAGCAUUGUGCUGAGUAAGAUGGGAGGAGGAAGAGGAGGCGGGGAAAGUAAGGCUGAGGGUCGGGCCAAAGCCUGGAGGCCUUCCAUCGCAGUCCAGGUGGACAGCUCGGAGACGCUGUCUGACUCAGAUGCAGAGGGUAAGGCUCUGAGAGAAGUCCACUCUAUCGGGGUGCAGGUGGAGGAGGACAAAAGACGGGCCAGGCUCAGGCGCUCCAACAGCGUGACCGCCAGCGUCCAGGCAGACUUGGACCCAGAGGGGGGCUUUCCUGGCCUUAGCAUCGCCGUUCCCACCCAGGAUAAGAGCCUUCAGUUCGGGUCGUCUUUCCAGAGGCACUCCUCAGAGCCAGAGCCAUCUGACCAGUAUGCAGAGUACAACCGAACGGUCCACACUCAGGGCCAGUGGGCCUACAGGGAGGACUACAUCCAGAGUGGUUACACAACAGACUCCUGCACUGAUGACCAGCACCCCCGCCAGAUCCCUCUACUGCCCCCGCGCGCCCACUCUCCCCUGCCCCCUGCCGCUGACCGGGGAGGCUGGGUAGGGACACCCCAGCCCUCACUGGAGGGGGGACUUCGGAGUCUCCCGGAUUCUGGACGAGCCUCGCCCUGUCCCAGAGACGGAGAGUUCUUCCUACGCCUGCUUCAGACAGAAGUGGAGAGGAUGGAGGGAUGGUGUCAGAACAUGGAGAGAGAAGCAGAGGAGAAUGAGCUUCCAGAGGAAGUUCUGGAGCUGAUCCGUAACGCGGUGGGAAGUGCCCAGAUGCUCAUGUCACAGAAAGUUCAGCAGUUCUUCCGCCUUUGCCAGCAAAGCGUGGACCCUUUGGCCUACCCCCAGCCCUCUUCUCAGGACCUGGCUGGGCUCUGGGACCUUCUGCAGCUGAACAUGGAGGAUGUAAGGGUCAGGUUCCAGGACCUCCAGAGGCUUAAGGACUCUGGCUGGAGGCUUCCCCCAGACAAGAAGGAUGACAAAAAGCUGCCUCCCCCAUUACCAAAGAAGCCAGCAGGGGGCGUGAGCAGCAGUCUCCGUUCCGACAGCGUGAGUGACGCCUCGGUGGAACGAGGAGGGGGAGGUGUCCUGAUGGUGCCACGUAUCGGGGGGGUGGGGAGGGCCGUGCCCAUCCGGGAGAAGUCCUUGGACCUGGGGGACAGACAGAGGACUGAGGUCCGUAAGAGGCUACUUCAAACCAAGAGGUCAGCUUCCUUCAGACAGAACUCGGCCACAGAGAGUGCGGAAAGCAUCGAGAUCUACAUCCCAGAGGCUCAGACCCGACUUUGAACAAAGCCCACUCUGACCCACCUCCUGGGACCAUCUAAACUUGAUGAUUCAGCCCGUAUUGACAGAAAGAUUGCCGUAGAGUCUUGAGCUUUACAGUACUUCCACCAACUUCAGACUCAGCUAUAAAAAGUGGGACCAUUUACAUGUGAAAAGAACCCCUUUAUCUUACAUGUGAAAAGAACCCCUUAGAUGUGGAGUCUUCGAAGUGGAACAUGUAGUUAUAGACCCUAACCAUACAGUAGUCCCACAAUCCAAUCUCCAAUGAUAAGCGUCUCUAAACACAGAUUCUGAUCGGUGUCUUUCUGGAUGUUCUGGGUCCCGUCAUUGUCUUAUUACUGGACAAGACAGGUGAUGACAUCAGCCGUUUUGUGUCUUGGCGCUUUGAAUCCCCAGUUAACAAAUAGAACAAUCUGGAGUCAAGAGGGUGGCUACCCAAUCACAGUUACAUAUGGUGGCUCCACUGGCAUUUCUUUAAAACUGUGGAGACAAACGGGUUUGUUUUCAUUUUGUGGAUAGAGCUAUGAAGUGAGAAUAAACUCACUCUUGUUUAUAACAGUGACAGUCACUGAAAGAUGUAGUCACACAGUAGUAGCAUGUCUGUGCGUGCCUGUUCACCUAUAGCUUAGUCUAGUCUGGCGUAGUGUAGCCUAACCUAGCCAAUUUUAGCCUAAUCCAGCUUGGCCUGGUCUAGCCUAGCCUAGCGUAAAACAAAACUUUCUAGUUUAUCUAACCUAGCUUAGCCUAGCCUGGCGUUGCGUAGCCUAACUAAGCCAAUUUUAGCCUAAUCUAGCCUGGCCUGGGCUAGCCUUGUGUAACCCACCCUUCUUGAGCCUAUCUAAUUUAGCCUAGUUUACCCUCUAAUUUCACAGGAUUUAAGGGCUUCACUUUCACAAACCUCAACCACUCCUGUGAGGAUAGAGCAGAGGAUUACUCAAAAUGGACGGUCAACAUCAGCCAAGGCUCUUAGGGUAUUCUGAAUCUCUACUUGGUUACCCUCAGAGGUCAACUUCUACCCUACAAAAAACAGGUAUCUGGAUGGGUGGAGAAUGUUGGGAUGUGGUUUCAUGGUUCUAUGGACUUCCCUUUUUGCGGUAGUUGGGUACGUUCCGUGAAGGCUGUGUAAUACACACUCUCUAAAUGUCCCUCUAUGGGUGACAUUCAACCAAGAUGCCUCCUACGUCACCUGUGAAUAUGUAUCUACUCUGGCUCUCUAUCCUAAUGCUACACCACACCCACGAACGUUACUUCUGCUCACUUACACUAAGUCCUUUAGCAGAUGCUCCUUUCCAGAGCAACUUACGUACCUUUAAAUAUGUUUUCAUACUGGUUACCCGUGGGAAUAAAAACCACAACCCUGGCGUUGCCUGGCAUAGCGCCACACUGACACACAGACCUCUACUAACUGAGUUAGCCCGUAAUAUCCCACAAACAAACUAAACAUUCUGACACUAAUGGAUUCUGUUUGGUCCUAGCAAUGGAUGUUUUGUGUCAGAGUCAGAAUACAUGAACAUGUGGACCCAGAUUUUGAUGACUUUGUUUAACACAACACCUCUCAUUCUGACAUCACCUAAAUGACUGCAGUGGAAGAAGUCUCAGGCUGAAAAGUGCAGCGGGAAGAUUCGCUUUUUAUUCGUCCGGCAAAUAUUCUCUCUCCUAACUCUGUCCUCUUUCCCUGAGCAUCGAUUCAUCCAUCCACAAGCUGUCUAAGUCGGACUGGGCUGUUUGAAGGAAUGAGUGUGUCUGUGUAUGUCUGGGUCUUUUUGUACAUAGUGUGCACUGCACUGUUUGCCAGGGGGAAGCUUUGAAGUGUAGCAUGGCAUACUUGACAGCCGGAGAACAACGCAAACAAAAUCCUGAAGCUAUUGGCUUUUUAGAUGUUCCCUCUCAAGUAAAAGUGUUUGGCGGUGGGUGGUUGGGUGGGAAGGUACGUGAUGAUUUCUUCUGGGUGGGUUCAGAUUGAGUUAGUUGAGUUCUGCUGCGUAUGGAUUGGAUAUUUCACAAUAGGGCCAUAUUGUUCACUGUGAGACAAUGCUGUCCCCUGGUGGCAAAAUCAGGUGUCACAGGAGUAUCUGACUGCUUUUGUGAAAGGGCCCAACACAGAACCAUCUUGCACAAGUAUUUUUAAAAACAGUAUUUUUGUUUAGACAACUUGUGAAACCUCUUAGCAUGUAGGGAUGUCAUUCUGUGUAGUGUUUAUUCUUUGUGUUUCGUGUUGAGCCUAUGUGUUCGGUGUUUAUUCUCUAGCCCAGUGUUUCCCAAUCCUGGUCCUGGGGACCCCAAUGGGUACACAUUUUAGUUUUUGCCCUAGCACUCACACACCUGCACCCCAGGACCAGGAUUGGGAAACACGGCUCUGCUCUCAUCGCCCUUUUCUGGCGUAUGGUGCUAGUUUAACAAAGUUAGAUGAAAUGUAAAUCAGUGUCUGCAAGAUCAUGCAAUGUGAUCAGUGUUCUGGGCUACAUAACAGCACUCAUUAUAAUAGCUGAAUGAGGUUACUCAAUGUGGACAAAACUCAACAAAGGCCGUCACAAUAAAUACUAGACAAAUUAGGCUGGUGGGCUAAUCAAACCCUCUGCUCUGAAUAUUAGUUCAAAAAAACACUGAAGGCCAUUCAGUUCUGUUGUGCUGAGUAUAAUAUGAUAGUUAUGGGGGUUAACAGACAUUGAUUUAGCUUGAGUUUGUGUCUACAAAAUAAACACCUGCACAGAACCUGAUCUUUACAUACACAGGACGCUGUGGCUCCCUAGGUCUGGCAAACUAAAGAUCCUGAAAGACGGAACCACAGCCAAUGCCAAAUGAUAUUUAUUCAAGUUCACAACAAAAACAAGGACAUACUAAUUUAGCCAAAAUAAAUGUUUAAUGAUUGGAGCUAAUGGAGCUAACAGUUCAACAUGCUAAUCCUAAUGAAGCUAGUUGAGCAAUAAGCUAAUCAUUAUGGAGCAAACAGACCUACAUGCAAUAUUUUUUUAUUAAACCUUUAUUUCAACACGGAACACAGACUAGACCAAGGUCUCUUUUACAGCUGGGCCCUGCAUAUACAUGUUUCCACAUGCAGUUUAGGUUAAAUGAUUAAGAACAAACAGGAAAAAAACGUAUUGUACAGACAAAACAAGACACAGAGAACAGACAAAACAAGACUCUCACAGACAACACAAGACAAAGUACAUUGCUUUAAACAUCCUAAUGGAGAUAACAGAACAACAUGCUAAUCACAAUGGAGCUAAUAGAACAACAUGCUAAUCAUAAUGGAGCUAAAAGAACAACAUGCUAAUCCUAAUGGAGUUAACAGAACAACAUGCUAAUCUUAAUGGAGAUAACAGAACAACAUGCUAAUCUUAAUGGAGCUAACAGAACAACAUGCUAAUCUUAAUGGAGCUAACAGAACAACAUGCUAAUCUUAAUGGAGUAAACAGAACAAAAUGCUAAUCUUAAUGGAGCUAACAGAACAACAUGCUAAUCCUAAUGGAGCUAACAGAACAACAUGCUAAUCUUAAUGGAGCUAACAGAACAAAAUGCCAAGGCCCCAGAGAACAAGCACGCCUGCUUCCUGAACCCUCCUCCCUGCUCCAGAACAUCUUCAGGGUGUGCGGAAGACAAUCUCCAAAUCACACCCUUCCAACUGAGAGGUGGAUGAUCUUUGUUCUCCCUUUUAUCUUUCCUUCAUCUUUGUUGAUCCCUGUCUACUCCUUCCUCUUCCUCUCUCUCUCCGUUUCAGGAACCUUGAUGUGUUUACCCUGUAGUGAAGUUUACUCUUGUUUGAGUAAAACCGUUGAGUAGGAAGACGCGUCAUCAGCGUAGUGCAGAGCCAGUCACUCCGUCUCCAUGUUGCAGUGGUCCGUUUAGUCCAUUUAAUAGGCCGAUAAUUCCUGAUGACGCAGUUCUAGUCGUUUUCACGUGACCACUGUUUAAUUAGGAGGAUCGGCCAGUGACCAUCAAGGUCACCAGGAUCAGUCAAUGAAAUUGGAGGUUCCACCAAGGUGAUUAAAAUGGUAGACACCUUCAACGCCACCGCUAGAAGACGUUUUCCCCGGGUUGCAUCCUCUGACCGUCCUCUGACCAUACUCUGACCAUCCUGUAACCAUCCUGUGACCAUCCUGUGACCAUCCUCUGAAUGUCCUCUGACGGUCUUCUGACCAUCCUGUGACCAUCCAUUGACCAUCCUCUGAAUAUCCUCUGACUGUCCUCUAGCCGUCCUCUGACCAUCCUCUGAAUGUCCUCUGACCAUCCUCUGACCAUCCUCUGAAUGUCCUCUGACCGUCCUUUAACCGUCCUCUGACCAUCCUCUGAAUGUCCUCUGACCGUCCUUUAACCGUCCUCUGAACAUCCUCUGAAUGUCCUCUAACUGUCCUCUGACCAUCCUCUGAAUGUCCUCUAACCGUCCUGUGAUCAUCCUCUGAUAGUCCUCUAACUGUCCUGUGACCAUUCUGUUACCAUCCUCUGAAUGUCCUCUGACAGUCCUCUGACUGUCCUGUGACUGUCCUCUGAUUGUCUUCUAACCGUCCUUUGACCAUCCUCUGAUUGUCUUCUACCCGUCCUUUAACGAUCCUCUGAUUGUCUUCUAACCGUCCUUUGACCAUCCUCUGAUUGUCUUCUAACCAUCCUUUAACCAUCCUCUGAUUGUCUUCUAACCGUCCUGUGACCAUCCUCUGAUUGUCUUCUAACCGUCCUGUGACCAUCCUCUGAUUGUCUUCUACCCGUCCUUUAACCAUCCUCUGAUUGUCUUCUAACCGUCCUUUGACCAUCCUCUGAUUGUCUUCUAACCGUCCUGUGACCAUCCUCUGAUUGUCUUCUAACCGUCCUGUGACCAUCUGUAUGGCUAAAGCAGUUUUUUAGCCCUUUUUUUCCCUUUGCAAGCGAGGGAUGGAUUGAGAAGGUUGAAACAGAGGGCUGAUGGGAUACAUUGCAGAUGGCUGGGACCUGUUCUUCAGGACACAUUGUUAAGCUGCAGUAACAGAGGAAUUAAUUAGGAGUUUGCUGCCCUAGAAUAGAGAGAGAGACAGUGUGUGUGUGUGUGUGUGUGUAUAGGUGUGUGUGUCCAUAUGUCCAUGUUUUCUCUCCUAGGUGGCUAGCAGAUUGCAUUUUGGAUGAGGGCCGGCAGAUUUGGGCUCACUACAAUUGCAGUGGUUGAAAAUGACACUAAGGGGCCCUUUGAAAACAUUCAAGCAACAGGAGCAUACUUUUUUAUGUUCCUAUAAGCCAUGUGUGUGGAUAAAAUUCGGUAAUGUUAAAAGGCUGAUGGUGAUUUUUGUUUCGAUUGACUUACCGAGGCCCAACAAUUCUCUUACCGUAACCGGGCUUUCCUAUUUGUGAUAUCUCAAAUGAAAUAAGUUGAAUAUUUUAAUGGGAGAUGUAUAUUUUAUAAUGGUAUUUACCUACAUUUCUAGAUUAGUAGAGAUUAUUUGUAAAGAAAAUACAGUAUUAUAAACUCAAGUAUUGUGUAAUAUUACUGCGAUACUGCAUAUCCAGAGCUAGUUUUUCAAAUGUGGUGAAUCAAUACGUAGGAGGGGUUUGGUCCAAUUCACAGAGGAUACUUGGCAACUGCCUUUUCAAUUAUCCUCUUUAUUUCAAUAGUCCAACCUCUGUAUCUCUCUUUAACUCUCUGUUUGUUGCUCUUUCUCUUUUAGUCUCUGUAGCUCUCUGUCUCUCUCAAUUAGUCUCUAUCUCUGUCUAUCUUUAACUCUCUGUAAAUCUCUCUUCAAGUCUCUAUCCCUAACUCCAUGUGCCUAACCAGCAAAAUGUGAGGAUUUCUUGUACCAUACUAAAGGUUCCUAAGUAUACAAUAUGUAAAUAGUCUGUAAAGAAGUGUUACAAAGAAGUAACUGGUUCAGAGAUCUCACCGUCUGUUAGAGUCUAGGAUGAAUUCAUGAUGACAUGAUGACUUUCUGUCUCUAUCAAUCUUUCAAUUCAAGAUGCACUCUGGUGUUUUUGUAGAAUCUCACCCAGCAGUUACGACACAGUGCUCAUGAGCCAAAACGGGUCCCAGCGGUUUUGUCUACUUUAUCCUCCAUUCGCGCACUAAAUCACUUGUUGUAUGAUAUGUUACGGCCAGAAUAAAAUGUGUGUAUAUAUAUAAUGGGAUUAUAUAUAUAAAAUCCCAUUUGCAUAUCAUACGAAUUUGAUGUACUCAAGAUCCCGGAAUGCUCCUUUAACCACAAAUAAUUGUGCAGACCGAUAUCAGGGAUUCUUCUGUUAUGGAUAAAAAUCAGACAUCAGUUCUUGACUUACCAGUGGGUCCCUUCCAAAGCACCAUUUGCCCACCAUUUAUCACUUGGGAAUGUUUUUUUUUUUCUAUGUAUUUGUUCUCACUGACCUUAUGUGUUGGGUUGGGGAUUUAGUAAAAACUCCUCCUUUAACCCUCCAAACAGCUGAACAAGCACAAAUGCAUCACUUCUCCCUCUUUCACUGUGAAAUUGACUAUUCUCCCAGCCUGAUCAUCAUCCCUAAUGUUCAAAAUAUUUAUUUCAAACCUCGGGAACUUUCAAAACUAAUUUGCAGAUAUUUCCUCUGUGUGGAUUACCCAGAGACCUGACGUGGCAGCACUGUACCAGGAGGGUACUGGGACUACCAUGGAGGAAUACAGCCUUGGUUAUUUGUUAUUUGGUGUCUGGACACACAAAAACAGGAACUACGUUUCUCUGUAUUUUUCUUUCAUCCGUGUGGGGUUCUCCAGGAAGUGCCCGGUAGUAUCAUAGUGAAACCUUGCCUUUGAAUAGGUCAUUUUAAAACAUGUGCUCUGCCAAUGGAUGCCAUAUUGCCAUAGACUGUGGAAUUUAGAAGAUGUUUGAUGGGCUGUGCAAACUCUUCUUCAGUUACUCUGUUUAUUUGAUAUGGACCUUCCUUUGUUCAAGUGGACUUUCCCAACGUGUCUGGGUUCUACGUACAUUUAGGACGGACAGGAGGACAGUUUCACAGAAUUCUAUAUUUUCUACAAUUGUGUGGUAAUCUCACAGGCUAUCAAACGGACGAUCAGACUUACAGUACCUCAGUUUCCAGCAGUGUCGACUCUUGACCCUGGCACUGGUCCCGUGUCCUCAACCCUUGACCCUGGCGCUGGUCCCGUGUCCUCAACCCUUAACCCGGUCGCUGGUCCCGUGUCCUCAACCCUUGACCCUGGCGCUGGUCUCGUGUCCUCAACCCUUGACCCUGGCGCUGGUCUCGUGUCCUCAACCCUUGACCCUGGCGCUGGUCUCGUGUCCUCAGGGGUUUAUGGAAACAAAGGAUCUUGGAAUAAGACAGCAGCAUUUUCAAUGAGGAACGAGUGCCAAGAACAUUUUCCAGACUUGUAGAAUAAACAGACAGUUGAAGUGACCUGUUCCUUCCUGUUGGACUGAGGUCACCACAUAGACACCUGGUCACCUAGCCUCUAACUGGAACUGUUACACAACAUACAUGACACACAGACGGACAAGAUUGAUGGACAAGACAGACAAGAGACAGACUAACAGACAGUGAAACUACUGGAGGAGGUUAUUGUGUCCUAGUAGCACAGAAGAGCUUGUAGUGUGUGUGUUUGGGCGUGUGUGUGUGACCACACUGUGAUAUCACCUCUAUAUGGCUCAUUGACAUAAAUGCAAUGGAUCAGAACCGACUGAGUAAUUACCAUGUAAUUACUAACCCCCUCCCAGCACGUCCCCCCCCUGUAAAUACCAACGGUUAAAUGUGAACACUAAACCUCUUAUUAUUAGUAUUUCUAUUAGUAUGGUUAUUAUGAAAUUACUACAGAUUCUUAUUAUCACUGUCAUUCUUAUUAACAAUGUCUGUUAUGUCCACUAGACCUCUGGCCAUUAUAUUAUUACACUAUAUUCAAGGAUGAGAUAAACUGCUGUAUAAGUAUAUUUCUAUACAUAUAUUUAUAUAUAUAUGUAUACAUAUAUGUGUGUGUAGAAGAUUGUCUUAUUGCUGCAGAUAUGAACCAGUAUUAGAGCACAACAAAAGUCAGUUUUCCACUCCUCCUCUCCUCUCCUCACUCCCCCUCCUCCCCUACCCCCCCAUCCUCUCCCU
Molecule: messenger RNA, 11842 nt
Organism: Esox lucius (northern pike)
Lineage: Eukaryota; Metazoa; Chordata; Actinopteri; Esociformes; Esocidae
Gene: dlgap3
Product: discs, large (Drosophila) homolog-associated protein 3
Biological process (GO): signaling
Cellular component (GO): postsynaptic specialization; glutamatergic synapse
Molecular function (GO): molecular adaptor activity
Source: RefSeq, a predicted model, not a curated record